AUGGAUAGCAACAUCUUAAACGACUGGUUUGCUGAUCCAAUGUUAAAUGGCACCAGCACUGGAACGACUCCUGCAGUUGGUACAGUAGAUGCAUCUUCGAGUUCCAUGCUGAAGUCGAUAGGUGUGGCUAUGGGAAAUCAUUCUUCAUCCCCAAAAUCGAAUCCAACGAUAACCACUCAAGAUGCAGCAUCGGAAUUGAAUAGUUUGGGAAGGAAGGUACCAUUUGAUAUACAGACCAUCGUUAUAUUCAUACUUCAGCAUUGUUUUCGUGUUAAUGACGAGGAAAUCGCAGCUAAAUUUACGAUCAGUGAUAUAAUUUUGGAUCAGACUUACCCACAAGCACUGACGCUGCGGACACUACGGGCGGAUUCUUCUUACUACCGUUAUUUUAGCACUGUGACUAGAGAACGAGAGAUACUAUCAUGUCCUAUAUUUUAUCUUUCGGUAUAUUUCUACUUAAUGUGGGAUGAGUUGUGCGAUCAAGAUAUGAAGUCCGCCGACUUGUGUAAAGUUCCGUUGCUAAAGAAAAAUGCAUCAUAUCAAUUAGACUCGAAAAGCCUGUUCUACAAAUCUAACUUACAAAGUCAUUUGAAGUACACCGAUAUUGCCCGUACCACGGUAGUUUUACCUGAUUCUCUUCGCCGGACUGUGUAUCCUUGGCUGGCACAGCUAAAGGAAGACAUAGAUAAAUCCAAUGCUACACAUUAUAGGCUUUACUCAAUCUUAGAGUUAUUUGAAUACCUUGAAGAAUGUCUGAUACAAGAUAUGGCUUAUUUGGAAUGCACUAGCCAGCUUCCACAAGUACAAGAUCUAAUACGCAGAAACAAUACUAAUUUAUUUGGAUCCACAGCUUAUUUGACAUAUAGAAGUCAGCUGCAAAGCCGUUUUAUAGGAGGAGAAGAUAAGGAUGCGCUAUACAAUUCUUUACUAGAGAAGAUGGAGGAGAAAUUUAUGCAUAUUGGAAAUAAAGUGUCUCAGCAUAAUUUAAGAUUAAAUCAAGAAAUAAUAUCUCUAAAAAAUGAACUAAACAAUAUGAAUUCUAUGAUAUAUCAGGUGCUUCAGUUCCAAAGGCAGCUUUUAAAGGGGCCAACUAGUCCUUUUCUACCUGUGCCCCCUAAUAUUGAUCAUCGUCCAAUGUCGUCUUCCGAUUUAUCCGGUAACGACGGUAAGAUGAAUGCGUUAUCGCCAAAAUCUGCUACAACAAACUCUGGUGUUGCUACUGGCCAAGCAACCGCUUUACUGGACAGAAAUUUGAUAAAUUCAUUAACGAGCAAUGAACAUAACGUGCCUCUUGCACCACUUAAUAGCCUUCCUCUGUUACCUCAUGGUAAUUUCGGAGGACAUAAAAAGAACUCGCUACCAAAGCGAACAGAAUCCAGAGAAAAUUCUACUGGAAAAUUCAAAAGGUUUAAAUACGAUAAUAAGGCUCCGGAAUCAUUGGCAUCCGCUUCUAAUUCCAUCGGUUCACCGUUGGAGUCGCUAAUGCCUCGUACGGUUACUUCGCCUAGAAUACCAGUCUCCUCGUUAACCACAAGUGUUGCACAGCAAGUUAAACCUGGAAACAUAUGCACUACAGAUCAAUUACCUCAACUAUCUCGAUUGCUUCAUGAACCAAAGGCGUCCGUUAACAGUCCAGCAAAUAACUCAGCGUUAGCCGCUCAAAUUCAUCAAAGUGACAUCGAUGGCAUAGAAAAUCCCAAAGACUCCGAAAUAGGGGACACACGCUCUUCCACUUGUAACACUAAAGAAUCUAAUACUGGAAGUAAAAGCGGAAACAGUGAUUCAAUUAAAUAUAAACUUUCUCGUGAAAAUAAAACUGUUUGGGACUUGUAUACCGAAUGGUACACAGGAUUAAAUGGGAAGCCUUCUAUCAAGUCGUUGAUAGAGAAGUAUGGCUGGAGACGUUGGAAAGUGAGUGAAGAUUCUCACUUCUUCCCCACAAGACGAAUUAUUAUGAAUUACAUUGAAAAAGAGUGUGAUCGUGGUACUACGCUAGGUAGGUAUCCCUAUGAUAUGGAUCGCAAAGAAGUUAGGAAGAUGGUUGUGAAGGACCUAGAAAAUUUUAGGGUGAAUAACGGCUUAAGUUUGAACAGCAUAUCGCUAUAUUUUAGAAACUUAACUAGAGAGAAUCGUGAAAUUUGCAUUUAUGAUAACUUCGCCGAUUGGUCGUUGUUGGUACUGCCAGAAGAGGAGAAGAACGUUUACUGUAAAAGAAAACAUGGCUCCUUAUAA
This is a messenger RNA of Eremothecium sinecaudum, 2232 nucleotides long. RefSeq names its product transcription regulator GCR1 (gene GCR1). The transcript has a single exon. NCBI's taxonomy places the organism in Eukaryota, Fungi, Ascomycota, Saccharomycetes, Saccharomycetales, Saccharomycetaceae. Bases 1 to 2232 code for a protein of 743 amino acids. Gene Ontology annotation, molecular function: RNA polymerase II cis-regulatory region sequence-specific DNA binding; DNA-binding transcription factor activity, RNA polymerase II-specific. The record is from RefSeq and is a predicted model, not a curated record. Gene Ontology annotation, biological process: positive regulation of ribosomal protein gene transcription by RNA polymerase II.